Messenger RNA from Exophiala aquamarina CBS 119918, 2538 nucleotides. RefSeq lists its product as uncharacterized. NCBI's taxonomy places the organism in Eukaryota, Fungi, Ascomycota, Eurotiomycetes, Chaetothyriales, Herpotrichiellaceae. The transcript has 4 exons. The record is from RefSeq and is a predicted model, not a curated record. The coding region runs from base 1 to 2538 and encodes 845 amino acids.
AUGGCAUGGGCCCCUUCAAGAGAUCUCGGAUGGUUUCGCUUGCAGGGUGCUCAUCCUCUUCCACCUGGUGUUCAAGUCCCAAUCGAGAACGCCAUGGCUAACCUCACCUUCUUUCCUGGUGGCUUCGAUCUUCAAGCUUCCAUGCCUCAGUACAACUGGCAGGCAGGAAACAACACUACUUCUGGCUUCAAUCCAAAUGCCAUUCAUCCCCAGGUUCCACUCUCCUCGAUGAAUUCCACUGCCUAUCUGACCAGCGUCCCUCCAAUUUCCCAGAACGCAACCAUGACCACAGGCGUUGGUACUGAGUCUCCUACCACGGCUUUUGGCCCAGGUUCGCAACCUCACAUCAUCGAUCCGGUCACCUUCGUCGGCCCUACCAAUCAUGGAGUCAUCAAAAUCAAGAAUAUCCCCUAUGGCAUCACCAUGGCUGAAGUCCAACAAUUUAUGCUCAAGCAUGUGACCACAUCAGACAUCCUUCAACCACACCGUGAUGGUUAUCCAUAUCACAUCAUAAUGGAACGUUCCACUGGUAAAACCAUGGAUGUAUUCAUUGAGGUUCAGACCCAGGAUAUUGCAGCAGAUGCUGUGGACCGCAAUUUUCGUGGCAUGAAAUUCAAUAGACUCGGACAACGGAUGGUCAAUCUUGAACUCAGCUCCCAAGCCCAGCUUCUCCAAGACUUGUUUCCACGCGCGCGCAGUGUCGUCUGGGAUGAAGACAACAACGGUGCUCCUUACUUGGUCGAGAAUACUGAUCCAUACUCGUCUGGUUUCAACGGCCUCAUGACAAGAGAGGAGUUGAACGGACUGAUACGCCACGCAGAGACCCCAGGCCGCUCUCCAUUCGCCCAACGCAGUCAGCAGCGCCCUUACGAAUCGAUGAUCAGUACUUUGUACAAGUUCCCAUGGUACGCUACUGACCUCUACACCAUGGAAGAAAGAGACGGUAUCUAUUUGUCCUUCAUGAGACAGCUCAAGGUACUUGUUGACAAAGCUGAUCCUUUGAAGCAAGAGCGUCGUGAAGUUGGACUUGACACCAAGCUCCUCAUGGAAUUCGUCUUUGCUGGUAUGAAUUGCCCCGCCUUUUCGCAACGCCAGAAGUUCAGCAUUGUCAUCAUGUCUGCUGGGCCAGGUCGUGGAGUUAUUUUGAGUGCCUAUGCUAGAGCUUGGCCAUUUCAAUGUCUCAGCCCUGACCCAACCAAACUUUCUGACCAAGAUAUUGGCAUGUGGCUCCACAUCAUUCAAUCCGGUAUGGAAGCCCUGGUUCGCGAUUAUGGAGGCAUUCAAAACGUUGGCAUUGAGCCUCACCUUGGUGUCGAAUUUGUUGAGGACUGUUUCGUUGUUCGCGCCACCGAUAGUGGAAUGCAACUCACUCGACAAGCUUUUGCAGCUUUGGAAGAAAAAUUCCUCGCACAGGCAUUGAAGAAGGGCUGGGCUAUCUACCUAAGCCGAUAUGGACUUUUUGGUGAAGAACCAAGCACUCUCGAAGAUCCAUUCGAGGAUGGAAACUCCCUUCCAGCUCCUGAUCUUUCAUGUCGUCGAGGCGACAUCAAUGGUCCUGGCCCUGCUGUUGCUACUGAUGGCCGUAUCAGUACUGCUCGCCGCAACUCUGCCAUUGAACUUCCGCAUCAGACCUACAUGCCCUCUGCCGCACCUACUCAAUCGCAGGACACGACGCCAUGGACUCGGACUCCUCUAUAUCGUCCCAAACAGGCUGUUCCCAUUACCAGACCAGAUGGUACGGUGAUCAAUUUCCGGCAUUCUGACACUGUGUCAACCUCUGAACGUAUCAGCGAUAAGUACAAUGGCAGCAUUCCCAAUGCAAGUGAUGGAUCUGCUGCUGUAUCUCCAGCGGGAGGCUUGCGCCGCAACAGCGAUCAACGUCGCUUUCCGUCCAAUGCUUCAUCGAACUACGAUUUCCCAGUCAUUUCGAAAACCACUGGGUCGCCUUUGAAAGGUACGCCUCCGAGCAAGCCUCUGCCCGACAGCACCACAAUGCCCGCCAACCUGUCUCCGGCCCGCACCCUUCGUCGCAUGUCUGGUACUAGCGUCAGUCCGACCAAGACCGAUCGCUCAGUGGCCUCUUUUCGGACCACGGGAUCUCCCUCACGAAAAUCUAGAAGUGAAGACGUCGAUCGCCCUAGCAUUGAUGGUUCGCGGAAGCCUGGGGACGACCACCGUUCAGGUUCUAUGAGCAGCACUGAUACCAUCGUUCACAACAAUCGGUCCUCUCCUAGCCGCUUAGCUUCUGCGAGCAGCCCUGGUACCUUCGUUCAAACCGCUAGAUCCACUCCUGGCCGCGCAUCAUCCUCUAGCAGCCCUGGUACCCUUGUUCACACUAGGUUCUCUCCUGAAGAGGAUCCCAUCGCUGAAGAGGAAGAAUUAGGAUCCGACUACCAUUCAUCUUCUGCAAGCAGCACUGGUACCGUUGUCCACAAAGCUAGAUUCUCCCUUGAGGAGGAUAUUAUUGAUGAACAAGAGGAAGAGGAACGCGAUUCCAUUCGUGGUCUCUUACGUGCUCGCUCUCGCAAAGGGGCUUAA